Lasiodiplodia theobromae is the source of this 2616-nucleotide messenger RNA. RefSeq lists its product as uncharacterized. Bases 1 to 2616 code for a protein of 871 amino acids. The transcript is spliced from 3 exons. The record is from RefSeq and is a predicted model, not a curated record. Lineage: Eukaryota; Fungi; Ascomycota; Dothideomycetes; Botryosphaeriales; Botryosphaeriaceae.
AUGUCGCAUAAUAAAAACAUUCCAGACAUAAGCGUGUAUUUAGACUCACCCUUCGCUGGGGAUCCGCCUUGGACAACCGCUCGUUGCAACAGGCUGCUCCGCCCAAUUACGGCGCAGAUCAGAGUCUUGCGGGAAAUCGUCUACCCACAGCUGAACGCAAGCGCUACAUCUGGAUCUGCUUCUGCAUCCAAGGAUGAGCCAAUCUCAAGCGACAGGCAGCAGGAAGACGAAGAAGCCGAGGAUUCCGGACGCCGCAAGGACUUUGAUGAUCCCGAUUGGGUACCGCAUGCUACAGAGAAAAAAGGCACUAAGCGUUUCUAUUCCAAUCGCCCUUCAAAGGCCGAAGCGCGCCCAGCGCCUCGGGAGCGUAAGCCUGGCCAGAUCUCUAUGCCUUCGCCUUUGAUUGCCCGCCAAGCCAGAUCUGAUGACUUCCAUCCCCAAAAGCCUUAUGGUUGGCAAUUUCUGCAGACCCCGAAGAAGCACAGGUUCCCUUUGCUGAAGCACGACCAUGGCCCUGACUUGUACGGCGAAUCGACCAUGCAGCACAGGCGCCAUGUCGAGCGCCUCCUACAGGCCUUUCGGGUACUACUUCAGGCGACUAAGGCUCAAGAAAAGAGUCGCACAUCAAAGACUGGGGCGCGCUCGUUGAUGUCGACCUGCCUGCGACAGGUCCCUGCCUACAUUGAAGGCCGACAGCAAUGGGAAGAGGAGGAGAACGUCGACAAGGUAGAUGCCAGCGAAGAAGUCUAUCAGGAUCUCGAAUCUAUGGGAUCAGCCUCAGGCUGGCGGCCUUUGAGGGAAGUCGUGCGCGCUCACGGCGUAGCUCUCAUCACCACGGCUACCGCCGAAAAACUCCUGGAUACUACCCACAUAAAAGAGCUCGUUCGGCUGUGUCAUUCGGCGCUUGCUUACCGUGAGGCGGAGGAGAUUCUGACGGCAUUCGCCUUCACCACAGCACCACAGCAGCCUCCAAAGACUGCGAAGGACGAGCUCUUCCACUUUGGCAGUGGCAUUGCCGCAGCCCACGCUUGGGCGGAGCGGAUAGACGGAUGGUCUUUCUUUUAUCGCUUAGUACGCAGCAUGCUAAUCUCCAACCUUAUCCCGGUUGAGUGGGCCGCAACUACACAAUUCAAGAGUAUCUGGAGCAGGAUUAUCCGACACAUAUCCGACUCCAGCAAUCCGGCGCACGCGGAAGCUUGUCAACUCAUCCAUGUCUUCUUAUCUCUUGCCUGUGGCAGAAACCUGCAACACGUCGAAGGUAUGCAGUCGGACGUAGCAGAUGAUUGUUUGGAGCCGAGCGUUCCCACCGGAGUAAAGACGGCCUUGAACACCACCGUCUCAUCUCUAUCCGCCAUCUUCGCUGCGAUAUUCCUCCUACCGGACAAUGAAGCGAGCUAUGGCAGCAGAGGCAAAUAUGAGAUACGACAUACGCUCGAGGGUAUUGCUGCAGACAUCACUUACGACAUCCUUGAAGGCCAUCUUGAUACCGCGAUUGCUCGAUCUAGCUCGACUAUCGAGCGGUUGAGUAACAUCCUUACAUGUGCUAUCAUCACUGGUGUUUACACACAUGACAGCGUUCCACACAUCACCUUUGCACCUGUUGCGCAUAUCAGGGCUUUAACGGAGCUGGAGGAGAAAAUAGGUCAGCAGUUGCUGAAUCUGCCGGCCAUAGUUUGCUCAGUUGCCGAGACGUGCGGAAAGGCAUAUAUGCCCAAAUCACAACAGAACGUUUUCUUGGUCUUGAUGUCCAUGGUGGAGACUUUGAGGUCCUACCGGGUGUCAUCUUUUGAUGAUGGCAUAUUCACCGAAUCAACUCUCUCCAGCAAAUGGGAGACUAUCGGCUUUCCUUCGUGGUUCUUGAAGCGCCUUGCUCUAGAUUCUGCCCACGAGUUUGCCAACCACUCCCAAGAUUCUCUGGGUAUCAACAGAAGGGAGUACCUACAGUUCGCGCUCGACAUCGAGAAGGAGAUGGAAAACAUCCAAAUGCCCUACCGCGACACGUCCUUCUUCCACAAAGACGCAGAGUACCACGUCGGCUACCGCUGGGAGGCCGGCAUCUCCGAGUGGGUCGAAGCCACGCCGCUCGUGCGCUUGAAACAUUCCCCAAGCCUGGCAGUAGCCGAACCGCCGUCCAGCCCGACGACGUCGAAAGUGCUGUCCACCCCGUCCCGUCCCUCGCUGUCCCAGAUCCUCUUGGCGAACAGCACGCCUGACGUCCUCGGCUAUAAUAAUAAGAACAACGACACACCGGCUCCCCUCUCGAAGAAGCGGUUUUCUGCUGCUCGUCCUCCUAGCACGCCCAUGUUCACGAGUACUCCGCUCGCGCUCAAGACGCUGCGGGAUGAUGUCGAUUACGACGACGAGGAAGACGAGGACACGCUGCCUGAAGAUACGGGCGCAAGCAGUUCUGAUGACGAUGCCGAUGAGCUGGCCCUCACCAGUCCUGUCAAGCAGCAGUCGAGCCCGGAGCCUCCGCGCAAGCGGGCGAGGAGGAGCCGCAGUGGUGGUGGUAGAGGUAGCAUCAGCGCCGGUCGCCGGACCACCAUUACCUCGCUGAGCUCGGCGUUUGGUUUGGAUGGCGCUGAUGAUAGUGAGGAUGAGCUCAGUUUCUUGUAA